UCUAAUCAGUUGUAAAUGGUUACUUGCAUUGGUUUGUUGCUGAAUAAGAGUCUUGAUGCGGUAGACGAGAGGUUCUUGAUGAUUUCUUUAGGAAUGAGUUGAAGAAGUCCACAGCAAGUCCACAAAGUUACUUGAAGGUAAACACUGCCAGAAGGUUAAACUCAAGAGGAGAGUUUUGGAGUGUGUUCGUCUCAAGAAGAAGAGUUUUUUGAGCGUUGAUUAGUCUGCAUUCGGAACUUUUGAUAGUUCAUUGCCGCACCCACUUUGUGGGUGAAGUGGCCAAUCAGAGGCAUGCAUUUUGAGCGGGAGAGACAUCCUUUGUCUCCGUUUAUGUUCCAUUCGCAUUUUAUUGCUGAUUUGGACCGCUAGUGCAGCUUUUAAUUCAAAACAUAGUAAGAAUUGUUCGAUGUAUUUCACGAUCACAUAGUGUACAUCAUUGUGUGAGAAAUAAAGAGAAGAUCAUUUUGAUACCAAGAAAGUAACCUCCAGACGAUAUUAAAGAAGAGAUACACUCAUACACUUGAAUAUAGGCAUUUAACGUCUAACUAAUACAAGUAAAGGGUUUUAACUAAGUUAAUAUAAUAGGGGAAUAUACAUACAACACAUGCAUAUAGCAGAUACAUUUAUAACUGCUUAAUUAUGGCCUAAAUAGAGAAAAUGUCUUUAGGUGUGUGUGUGACGUGUAUUGGAAAUUGUGGAGACAGACAACUGGUCUGGUGCCUGGCACGGGGGGUCGUUCCCUCCUCUGUGGAAUGUGUUUGAAGCUUGAUGGAGACACCCCAGAGGCGACCUGUUUUGCAUCCUUUUGAUAGUGAUAAAGACCAUCUGCAAUUUAGUACCCAUAUAAAUGUAAACGCUGAGGCCAGAUCAGUAAUUUAUAUGCAAAUGUCAAAAGGCUAAAAGGGUUUUUUAAAACAAAGUGUAAUCAGCCAUCACUGAUCUCACACAGACGUUACAAAAAUUAACUCCAGAUGUCACAAAACAGCAAGUUACUUAACCUAACAACAAAAGCAACCUUAAAACAGUGUAAAUACAUCUCGAAACCAGCAAAAAUAAAAAUGUCCUUAUUAAUUAUUCAUGCCUAAGUGCAUGAUGGGAACAUCCAAGUAAAAUAUACUUAAGUUCAAUCUUUUAAAUUGAGUACUAAUAUUGAAUUUACUCUUUUUUGAAUUCUUGCCUGAACUCAAUUAUUUAAUGUAAAAAUUACAUUUGUUUUUCUGUAGUAUUUACUUCACCACAAAAUCAUUUUUAUCAGUGUGGUCCCUGUGGGUCUCUAUUGGUAAUUUGUCGCCUUUUAUUGGUGGCUUGUCAAAACAGUAAUACAGUAACUUCACUCGGACACAGUAGCAUGAAAUGCUCUCUUCAAUACACGCAUACACACUCUGUAUCUCUCUCUCUCUCUCUCUCUGAGAGGCUUGUCUCGGCACAGGGUCAAAUCUCUUCAGUUUCAGUUCAGAUCAGAUCAGAUCAUGUGUUUGGAUAUUCCACAUGUGCUCUUCAGCAGAACCAUGAGCGGGAUCCCUCUGUACUUUACAACACACAUCAACAUGAAGGCUGUAAGUCACACUUAAUGGAAUUGGGAUUCUGAGGGAUAUACAUAAUGGAUUCCUGGACAUUUUCGUUCUCACCCAGUAACCUCCCCAGCAAUCUGUCUGAACUCCCCAUGUACGAUGGCAUCAUGCUCGGCAACAUAUCUGAAGAAGGCCUGAGAAAUGAGUCGGACCAGAGCAUGACCAAUACUAACACGGCCGUCAUCACCUUCAUGUACUUUGUGGUGUGUGCUAUCGGUCUGUGUGGAAAUGCUCUGGUCAUCUACGUCAUCCUGCGAUACGCCAAGAUGAAGACGGUCACCAAUAUCUACAUCUUGAACCUGGCGGUGGCAGACGUGCUGUUCAUGCUUGGCUUGCCCUUCAUCGCGAUCCAGUUGGCGCUGGUGCAUUGGCCAUUCGGCGCGGCUUUGUGUCGCAUAGUCAUGACUGUGGAUUCUCUCAAUCAGUUCACCAGUAUUUUCUGUCUGAUGGUGAUGAGCAUCGAUCGGUACCUCGCUGUGGUGCAUCCCAUCAAGUCCACCAAAUGGAGGAAGCCCCAUGUGGCUAAGAUCAUUAAUCUGGUCGUGUGGGUCGUGUCGCUUAUGGUCAACCUCCCAAUCGUGAUCUACAGUGGGCUGAUCACCAAACCGGAUGGAUGCUUCUGCACUAUUGUGUGGCCAGAGCCACAGGAGACCUAUUACACCGCCUUCAUGUUCUACACCUUCUUCCUGGGCUUCUUCCUGCCUCUGAUGGUUAUAUGUCUCUGCUAUUUGUGCAUUAUCAUCAAGGUGAAGUCCUCAGCAAUCAGGGUGAGCUCCGGCAAACGGAGGCAGUCUGAGAAGAGGGUGACGCGUAUGGUGUCCAUUGUGGUUGCCGUCUUUGUGUUCUGCUGGCUGCCUUUCUACAUCUUCAAUGUGACGUCGGUCACAGGCACCAUUAGCACCACGCCUUUUUUAAGGAGCAUGUUUGCCUUCGUCGUGGUGCUAGGAUACGCCAAUAGCUGUGCAAACCCAAUAUUGUAUGCUUUCUUGUCAGAGAACUUCAAGAAGAGUUUCCAGAAUGUCCUGUGCUUGAAAAAAGCGAGCACUUUGGAUGAGGCUGAACGCACUGAUAGCAAACAGAACAAGCCGCGAAUCAUGAAUGAGCCAACAGAAACUCACAACACUCUGCUAAAUGGAGAUCUGCAAACCAGCAUGUGAAAAAACAAAGGUCAUUGCUCAGCAAACUAUGGAUUUGAAAUCAAUAGAAACUGUGGUCUCUACAAAUAGAGUAAGAGGAGUGACUGUAAAACCAUCAAAUAUGGUUUCCAUUUUAAAGCCCACUGGCUUAGUUUCCCAGAGUUACAAACUCUAAUAGAUUUCUGGUCAUCAUGCCAUAUUUUUCAUUCAUUGGUUAAAACCUGUAAAAUACAUUUGGUGACACUUUAGUUUAGGGAGCAAUUCUCACUAUUAACUAGUUGCUUAUUCCCUGAUAGCACACGUACAUCUCAGAGACGUCUAUUUGACGUCUGCAUUUACAUCUGCAAGACGUAUUUUUUAGAUGGACGUUUUAUAGGACGUUUCCUUUUAGAUGUCAAAUACACGUCUAUUAGAUGUCUUUAAGAUGUUUAUGGUUUAGAAAGUAUGUAAAACUGACAUCUGAAAGACGUCUGUCAGACGUUUGUACACAGCAGAUGCUUUCCAGAUCAAGAGAUCUUUAACAGACAUCUUGCAGACGUACGUGUGCUAUCUUGGUUAGCAUGCCUAUUAUUAACAUAUUGGCUGUUUAUUAGUACUUAUAAAGCACAUAUUCUGCAUGACCAUAUUCUACAUCCCUAAUCCUAAACUUAACAA
This is a messenger RNA of Onychostoma macrolepis, 3361 nucleotides long. It is a transcript of the gene sstr2b, whose product is annotated as somatostatin receptor 2b. Gene Ontology annotation, biological process: cellular response to estradiol stimulus; neuropeptide signaling pathway; cellular response to glucocorticoid stimulus. The record is from RefSeq and is a predicted model, not a curated record. The transcript is spliced from 2 exons. NCBI's taxonomy places the organism in Eukaryota, Metazoa, Chordata, Actinopteri, Cypriniformes, Cyprinidae. Gene Ontology annotation, molecular function: somatostatin receptor activity; neuropeptide binding. Gene Ontology annotation, cellular component: neuron projection; membrane. The coding region runs from base 1601 to 2728 and encodes 375 amino acids.